This is a messenger RNA of Paramuricea clavata, 8079 nucleotides long. The record is from the annotation of a GenBank genome assembly. Lineage: Eukaryota; Metazoa; Cnidaria; Anthozoa; Malacalcyonacea; Plexauridae.
AGAACCUCUUACUUUACUAUGAUUUUGACAACAUGACGCAAACACACGUUUAUGAUAGGUCAGGAAAUGGCAGGUCUGCCAGAAUGUAUAAUACAAACAUUGUGGAGGAAGAGGGAAAAUGUAAUAAAUCAAUCACCUUCAACUCUCAACCACUACAUAUCACUGAAGUAGCUUCUCCUAAUGCAACAUCUGUGAAAAGAUCAAGUCUGCAGAUUACUGUGGCCGUUUGGAUACUUUUAUAUGAGGUAAUUUCUUUAUACAGCUAAUGUAACCUUUACUACUUUGUGAUAUAGCUAUAAACUUGGCACCUUCCCCUCCCAUGGUAUCAACGACACAUUUUCUUAUACUUAUAGCAAGUUAGCCUAAUUCUUCCUGACAUACUUCAUGAUCGUGUUCAUAUAUACAGCCAAUUCAAAAAAGUUGUCCUUUGCAAACCUUAAACUCUAAAAUUCAAUCCUUAGACUCUAAUUGCACAAAGCUUAAUGGGAGCAUAAGUUUCAAGCUUGGUAGUUGGAUAUUGCAGCUGUUUGUGAAUGAAUUGUUCUCGUAAGGAGAUAUUUACCAUCUCAGCAAUGGGCCCCAAAUAUGAUUUCUAAACUGAUUAAAUGAUCCUCCCGUUAUGCUCUGCACGCUUAGAGUUUACCUUUUUUGAAUAUAUAUAUUUAUAUAUAUUUAAUAGACUUGAAGAUGCGAUGUAAUUUAACAUUUUCUAUUUACACUUUGUUUUGACUAAAUCCAUCUGACUGGUUUAUUUUAUCACCUGAUCGCUUUUGUAUUCACCAGUAUAACCGAGUAUAACAGCACAUUUGUUUUUCUCGAUCCCCAGACGAAGGGCUUCGCUCGAAACAUCGAAGUUUGUUCUUACUUUUCUGGUACACGCGUAAAAACGCACAGCUUGUAACAAGUCUGCAAACAAGUUGUUACAAGUCUGUUCACAAGCUGUCAACAAGUUGUCUUCGCACUGCUUGUUCCCAGUUUGUUAUAACAAGUUUGAAACAAGCUGUUAACAACUUGUAACAAGCUUGAUGGCAUCAUCAGCCUUGUUACAAGACUGUGCUAACAAGUUUGUUACAGCUAUGAUAUAACAAGGAUGUUACAAGAUUGUCAACACAAGGUUGUAACAAUCUUGCUAUAUUAAGCAUGUAACGGACUUGUCAGAACAACCUUGCAACAAGUCUGAUAAUUUCGACAAGGUUGUUACAAGUUGUCAACAAGUUGUUCCAAACCUGUUGAGAACUUGUGACAAGCAGUGCGAACACAACUUGUUGACGACUUGUUGGCAGACUUGUUACAAGAUGUGAGAUUUUUACGUGUGUAGUUGUUUCAUACAUGCAACGUGGAAAGAGUCAGGCUCUACAAAAGGUCGUGGGUUUUUUCGGUUUUCCUUCCACUGGGAAUGUUGUCACGGUGACUUGGGAUAAGUGACCCUUCCACCUGUCACACAUGAGUCAAAAGGUGGCUGCCAGAAGCGCCCAUAUAGAAGGCCUAAAACUCGAUCAGGUUGAGCUGCGUCCUUCGUGAUUCAACUUAGCUCUCAGUUGCAAAUAAGAAUGAUUAUCAUUCACAUUAUUGUAUUCCUAAUUUUGAUUCGUUAAUUUACCUGCAAAUAACUGCGUGUAAAUAACACUCUGAGCACGCGCAUUGCCUUCAAUUUUUGUAAACAAUGGUUGUGUAAACUACAGUAUUUUCUUUUGUGAAUAAACGUUUGUGUGAAAAGCUCGUUGUACGUGUUCCUAGUCACAAUGUCUUAUAACGAAAGAUAAAACGAAGCUUUAUAAGAGAAUGAUAAAACAAUUAUUGAACUCGGUUCUCGCAAAAUAUCGUGACUUGUCGGUGGCUCGCAGAUCAAUUAUUUGCCUCUGCCUUCGUCAUCAGCAAAUAUUGAUCUGCUCACCACAGACAAAUCACGAUGUUUUGCUCAACCUCGUCCAAUCUCGUCAAUUUUAGCACUUCCUCAUGCACUUGCUUGCUAGCUUGCUUUAUUUACUAGCUCUCUGUGACUAGGUUGUGCGAAUGUCAAAUAUCACUGUAUGCAGCUGUUAGCCAAUCAGUGAAUACUUGUAUAGUAAUAAAUAUUACAAUGAUACUAUCUUGUUUUUUCUUGUUCUAAAUCAAGGGGAAAGGUAAAAGAACCAUUUUUACAAGUUUCCACGCAAGCAAGGAAAAAAAGUUCUUGUAUUUUGGAAUUUAUAAAGAUAACUAUCUGCGAUGGUUUGCGACAUCGGAAAAUUCAUGCAAGACGUUCGAGAAAGCUUCUCAGUUAAAAGUUGGAGCAUGGCAACAUGUGGCAGUUAGUUAUAAUUACACAAAUGGUAGGUAUAUCGUCAUUGCUGGCGUUCUAAAACAGAACUAACUUUAAUGUAUAACUAGGGUGAACACCAAACGUGAUAAGUGCACGUGGUCAUGUGGUUGGGGCUUCGGUGGGGAAGUGGUUAGCGCACUUCAGCCUUUCACCUCUAAAGUCGCAGGUUCAAGUCUCAGUGAGAACUUUCUCGACGCGACUCGAACCCAGUUCUCGUGUGAAAAGAGUAAAAGUCUACGGUUUCCUCCCACAGGGAAAGUUGACAGGGUGGGUUAGGUAAAAGGGUCCACAGUAAUUGGCAUAUGCUGUUGUGGUGACCCUGCCCUAGUUGACAAAGCUAAAUAAACAAAUAAAAAAAAGUGAAAAAUUGUUGCCCGCCCCAACCGGCUACGUAUAUAAAUAAAGAAAAUGGCGGGACAACUCGCAAGUUUAUAAACUACGAUUUUCCAAGUUUGUGUUAAAAUAAAGAAUGUAAAAGAGAGGGAAAAUACACAACAGGAAACAGGAUAUGCUGCUGAAACCGUUUAAGUAGGUUAUAUUUUAGUUUUAAACUCGUUUACAUUAUAGAGUUUUUGUCAUGAAAUACAAUUGUUGUAUGACUGUUGUUGAUUUUUCUUUUCUCGGGAACAGACAUGAAGUGUAUAAUGUCUUUGUUUCUUUUGUGAUUAUUUUAUAGGAAUCACAACCUGCAACUUUUUCGUUAAUGGCACUUUGUUUGAGGGGAAAGGAAACAACAAAGACUCUAAAUUGACUGCCAAAAAUACGCCACUUGGUAUUUCCCCUUUCAUUGGCAGUGUCAAUAGCCAAGGAGGUGAACCACUAAAUGGUCUCAUGGAUGAGUUUUAUAUCUUCGACAAAGCACUGUCUAAGGAAGAGAUACAAAAUCUCAUGAAUGAUACAUGUAAAACAAAUCAGUAAGUACUUACCCAUACUAAUUACGAAAGCUUCGGAUUGAUAGGAAUGCAAAAUACCUGAAAAAUGCACGGAGAACUUUGACGCUUCGAGCGAAGGCCCUUCAUCGGGAAGUUAGCAGCUGGGGUGGGGAAAAUCACAUGACCUUUUAUACUGGUGAAUUAUAUAAAAGCGCUCACGUGACAAUAAUAAACCAACCCGUAAGCUAACUCGUCCUCAGUCGUGCGUGCUUUCCAAUGGGGAUGAGUCAGACCUGGAUGGAUUUACAUCCUCGUCCCCAGGGUCACGUUCGUUGCUCUCGCUGAGCGAUUUAGUCGAAACAAAGUAUAAGUCACAUUACAGAAUACAUCAGUACAAAUAUACAGUAAAUACAAAAAAUGCACAAAAAAUAUAUGAAACAAGUCUGGAAAAAAGUAAGAGUGUCAAUGUCAUGCAUUUGACAGGCAAGGACCGAUGGAGCUAAACAUAGGAAAAUCGUUAUCCCACAGGGGUAGGCAGUUCAGGCGCAUUUCAUAUCUUUUGCGGCUACCAUGGUUUUCAGAAAUGGGACAGACGACUCGAAUUUUCAUAUCUGAAACAUUAUGACUGCCAUUAUUAAAAUGUUGUUGUUAUAAUGAACUAAUAACUAACACUCUUCAUAUAGGAACGCGACGAUCCAAACAAAUCCAAGAAACACUACAUCGCGUGAGUAAAAAGGAUAAAAUGUAAAGUGGGGCGAGGGUGUGUCUCUGUUAACAUGUGAUUUAAUAUUAAGGCCUUUACAUUUUUCCACAAUGCAGGAAAUGCCUCUUUUCUGGAGGAGCAUACCCUAAACCCCUCUAGAAUUGUGACUCACAAAUUAGUAAGUACCCGCUCUCCAAAUAAGAACCAUGGCGGCGCCACUGUAAAUGAACAGCUAAUUAUACGAAGGUUGUCUUUCAAAGUCAAACUCGAAGCUACAAAAUUUUGCCCGCACAAAUAAUUAUUUACAAUCUGUAUAAUUAUAUAGUAUAAACGUACAUAUAGUAUAUAUUUCUAGCUAGUGGCUUUCCCUCCUGAUCUAUUGUAUUGUGCUUCUUGAUUUUAAUUGACUCUCUCAUUUCGCGAGAGAACUUAUGACUAUCAAUCGCCAUGCAAACAUACAAAGAACUUAGUGAUAUUUAUAUCGUUAUUUAAUGGAGGUGAAGCGACGUUUUGAAUAUUUUAAUAGACUUUAAUAGAACCAAUAGCAGCUGCGAAAAAUGCAACAAUAGGGCGUUUGCACUCAUUCCCCAGGAAUCAACUCAACAAAAGCCAUGGCGGCCAUGUUGGUGUUCAAGACAAAAGAGUCUAAUUAAAUUUUUUUUUAAUUGAAACACCAACAUGGCGGCUAUGACGUCAUGUGCAAACGCUCUAUAGGCCGUCGGGCAGGAAUCGAACCUGACUAACCAUUGAACUAUAAAUAAACUGGAAGGCUAACUGCUACGAUGAAGGCCUAUGAUUUGAUGAAGCCAAAAUAGUUUUUCUGAGUUAUGAGCAGAAAUACUUGACCCCAAACGUAAAUUUCAAGACUUCAGCGAAAAGAAAAAUAUUUAAAAAAUACAAAAACAACUGCAUGCAAAACGGCAAAUUAUCGGUAAUUAUGUUUGUAGUUUUUCAAUAUUUCCCUUUUAGUUAAAGUCUUGAAAUUUCUACACCAAAUAGCGUUUUUCAAUAGCUUCAAUUUGAUAUAUAGCCCAACGUUCAGUGUUGCGUAUUUCUGCUCAUAACUCAGAAAAACUAAAAUGCACUGGCUUCCAGUUUAUUUAUAGUUCAAUGGAGCUAACUGAAUAGUUCGGAAUCGCAGGGCCCCAGGUUAGUUGAAUUUUUCGCAGCUGCCUGAUCUUAAUAAAUGCACAAUAUCUACAUUCGAAAGUUCCCUCUACAAAAUCCUUCGACAUUCUUAGGGCCUGUUCAUAUGAUCCCGCUUACCGGGACGUCUCGCUUACCGAUGAUCUCGCCGCCUAUCUGUUUUCCUAUAAAAUUUUGCAUUGUGUUCAUAUGAGAAAGCGAGCUGGCCCGCUUGCCGAGAUCUCGUUUGAAUUUGCCGAGAUCAUAGGUAGGCGGGAUGAAAAUUUUUCCAUACGAACACGCCAGCCCGCUUACCGGGAUGAAGUCAAACAAGUCUUGCCGGUUUAACUUUAACACUUUUUACUUGGUUUUAUGUUUGUUUUGUAAACAAGUACUAAAUAUGCACCUGAAGCAAUACUUUUUCUUGUAAAUAAACGAAGAAAAACACUAAAAUCGCUAAGUAUUUGUGUUGCUUGACUGAAAUGUAGAAGUUUUGCAUACGCUAAUUAUAGAACUACAACGUAAUUUCAUAUGAACAGGCCCUUAAUCAAUGCAGCUCUGUAUAUACAGAUUCUGUGUAAAUGAUAAUACUAUUUCUGUCUUAGUAAACACAAAAUUUACACCCAAUAACUGUAUUGAAACACCUGUAAUAUUUAUUCGGUACAAGUAUCACGAUUGAUGAGUUUUGUGUUUCGAUCCUUAACACAAAAGGGUGUUAUAGUAAAAAACUAAAAUCAGUGUCUGCAGAGCUGCAAUGCAUGAUUAAAUCAUUUUGGUAGUUUUGGUGUUGAAAUACAACGUCCAGAAAUUUUAGGUACUACUCAUCUGAAAUAUGGCUCCGGGUGGGAAUUUAUAAUUAAGCAUUAAUUUAUGGCAAAUAGUUUUAAUCUUUUUUUAUUCUCAUUUUUAAAUGACGUGGAAAUACAGAUGCUCCAACUCGUGUAAGUUAAAUAAUUUUCUUUGUAAAUGAUUCUAAUCUGUUUUUGUUGUUUGUAUUAAUGUUUAUAUUCGUUCAUUCUCUUUUAGACACCUCCCAACACUACACCAACGGAUAAAACAACGGAAAUGGUAAGUUAUUUAACCAUGGAGAUUUUACGAUUUUUAGUCGUACUUCACUGGUACGCCCAGAGGUGGAAAAAGUAUCGGAACCUGGUAACCUAUAGUUCCCAGAAAUUGUUUUGAGUUGAGAGUUCGCAGAAAAUUUUCCAGAGAAUGUUUCACGGCAACAUUUUGAGAUAACUCUGUUUACUCAACUUACAACUAUUCUACUUUAUUUACACUGUACACACUAACAUCAGCAGCCUUUUAAAUAUUUGACAGAAAUUAAUUCUGUUACCCACCCCUGCCAUCACAAUCAUGAGGGUAAAAUGGUAAAUAUAUGCCCUGCAAAGUAUCCAAUAAAAUGCAAAUUAAAUAGUAUAAACUUGUAAAUAAAAUAUGCAAUGAAAUAUUAGCUUCAAGUGCCAGUGCUAUAUUUAUCACUUAUUUACUGAGACCGGGGGAAACAGUUUAAAUAAGUCAAUAGUCAAAGAAACAACAAAUUAAAGAACAAAUGAACGUAAAUACAUGAAAUAUUUUAUUGUUAAAACGUUAUAUUAAACACUGGCUACACUGCAGUUACUUAAAGCGAAAGUUUUAAUUACGUACUAGGCAUGUCCAAAGGUCGCAUCUUCACGUGAUGGCGCACGUGAUUUUUUUUUGUUAUUCGCCGGUCGAUAACGUAUUAUCUCCCUCUCGCGCUGUUGCGAGGGAGACAGCCUAAUUUCGUCACUCUCAUGUGAUAUACUCUCAACCAAUAAAACACUAGAAAAAUGCGACUUUGAAGUACACGAAUUAUCACACACUGAAGCAAAAGACAGCCGGUAAACACUUCUCUUCUAGUAAACCUUACAACACCUCUGUAAUUUUCUCAUCACUCUUUGAUGUUCGAACAUCCUACGUGUUCCUAUAAAGCUGUAAGUUCCUAAAAGCUGUACAAAUAGAGCCUGACGUACCUUAAAGUGCUCGCCCAAAGUAAAGUUUAUAUUUAGUAUCUAAUCAAAAUGUCCCAGGAGAAAUGUCAAUUUCACACUACAGUAGCAUCAACAAUGUAAUCGUAGUUAUUCAAUAGGGAAGUGAUUCAAUAGCAAUGUAAUCGUAGUUAUUCAAUAGGGAAGUGAUUCAAUAGCAAUGUAAUCGUAGUUAUUCAAUAGGGAAGUGAUUCAAUAGCCAUGUAAUCGUAGUUAUUCAAUAGGGAAGUGAUUCAAUAGCAGCAACUGAUGAUGGAAAAUAUUUCUUCAGUGCAUUUCAUAUUUCUUCAGACGGUUGACACACAUUUAAAAGUACUAAAGAUAUCGUAAAUAAUAGUAUAAUCUAAGCAGUAGUAACCAAUCAAAAAAACAAAUUAAAAUGUAUUUGUCUGCACCAGACGAAUCAGGUGUAAAUAGCCUGGCUAUUUUACAUGGAACUAGACAGGGAUUUGUGCCAGGCCCUCUUUUCUUUCUAUUCAUUUGCAAUAGGCAAUUCCAGCUUUUAGUUUAUGCCUGCAGGGAAUGAUGGGAAGUAAGGUAUCAUAUUGCUGAUUAUGCUGGAAAAUUUCAAUAAAAACUACCAAAACAACCGAAAUAUUUCAAUAUUUACAAGUAUAAGCUGCCACUCCGUGUUUACACGGCCACCAUUUUUAUUUUUUCAGCAUAAUCAGCAAUGUGAUACCUUACUUCCCAUCGUCCCCUGCACGCAUAAACUAAAAGCUGGAAUUGCCUAUUAAGGGAGGGAAAUAUGGCCAGAUAUCCAGGCUAAAAUGUUUCCUGCAUGCAUUCCCAAUGAAUGCGUUCACCAUCAUCAUCCCCCAUUAGCCCCGGUUCUAUACCCAUCCUAGUCCUAUCAGUCCUAUCACGACCCUAUAACCUUCAUGUCAAGAUUUCUUAAAAGCGGGUGUCUGUGUGCCUUGAAAUUUUAUUAAUAUUCUUUUAUGAUGGGUAUUGAAUACUUCUUAUUUUUCCAAGGUUGCUUCUUCAACUUAUCCAACAACUGUACAAACGACAAAAAUGGUAAUCUUGCUUUCUACCUUUAUAUGACAGUGUAAAUCUAUAAUCCAG